This is a messenger RNA of Daldinia caldariorum, 1431 nucleotides long. RefSeq names its product carbohydrate-binding module family 1 protein. Gene Ontology annotation, molecular function: cellulose binding. The record is from RefSeq and is a predicted model, not a curated record. Gene Ontology annotation, biological process: carbohydrate metabolic process. The transcript is spliced from 4 exons. NCBI's taxonomy places the organism in Eukaryota, Fungi, Ascomycota, Sordariomycetes, Xylariales, Hypoxylaceae. Bases 205 to 1128 code for a protein of 307 amino acids. Gene Ontology annotation, cellular component: extracellular region.
UGGUUUCUUAACGUCGCUCGGCCAGUUGCUACCGUAUGAUCCGCCCGGACUCUCGACAUGGGCACACAAUGGUGGCCCUCCUGAAUAUUUAUAGAUGGCACCGACCCUAGGUUCCUGUUCGCAAAUCCCUAGAUCGACAGGAGCCUUCAUCUCAGCCAGAGUGAUCCGUAAGACGUUGCCUAUUUGCUGUUUGAAGCUUACAAAAUGAGAUACUCUUCCGUCGCAGCCACCCUCGCCGGCGCCAGCUUGGCCAGCGCGCACACGAUUUUUGUUCAGCUAGAGGCAAACGGUGUGACGAACCCGGUAUCUUACGGCAUACGAACACCAUCAUACGACGGACCCAUCAGCGACGUGUCGUCCAACGACGUUGCUUGCAACGGUGGUCCCAACCCUACUACGCCCUCGGACAAGAUUAUCGACGUCAAGGCUGGCUCCACGGUCAAUGCCAUCUGGAGGCACACGCUCACAUCUGGCCCCGACGAUGUGAUGGACGCGAGCCAUCUAGGACCUACGCUUGCCUAUCUCAAGAAGGUCGACGACGCGACGACCGACAAGGGAUACGGAAGUGGCUGGUUCAAGAUUCAGCACGACGGUUACAAUGACGGAGUCUGGGGCACCUCAAAAGUCAUCCAGAACGCGGGCAAGCAGCCCAUCCAGAUUCCAGACUGUCUACCGGAUGGGCAGUACCUCCUCCGCGCCGAAAUGAUUGCACUCCACGGAGCUGGUGCCAGCAAGGGAGCGCAGCUGUAUAUGGAAUGCGCUCAGAUCAAGAUCUCUGGGGGUUCCGCCACCAAGACGCCCGCAACCUACAGCCUCCCCGGCCUCUACAAGCAGGACGACCCGGGCCUGCUCAUCAACAUCUACUCGAUGAGCAAGGACAGCAAAUACAUCAUUCCCGGCCCCGACCCUUUCACCUGCGCAGCAAGCGGCAACGAGGGCUCCCAACCGGCGCCCACAUCCGCACCCGCACCCACCACGACCGCAGCGCCCGCGACGCCAAGCUCUCCUUCGGCAUGCACCGCCAGCCAGUGGGCGCAGUGCGGCGGCUCCGGCUUCACGGGAUGCACGACUUGCGCGAGCGGAUUGACUUGCAAGAAACAGAACGAUUACUAUUCCCAGUGCACGUAGAUAGCUACAUUAAGGUACCUACCUAGGUAGAUAGGAAAGUUGGAAUAUUAAUACGAAGUGUCGUUAUGUACCUGUACAGACCUAGUUGCGCCUAGGCCUCCUGCGUUAUGGAUUUGUGACUGUCACUGCGAAAAGAAAAUACCUACUGCACAUGUGGCAUAAAGAAAAGCAUCGGCUUAGAUAUUAUUGGUACCCAGGUAUCUAUUUGGCUCCUUUUUUUUCCCUUUUUUUAUGUGGCCCUAAAUAUGAGGGCCAUCACCAGGCGCAUAAUAGCAAUAAGAUGGGUAGAUAGAUCAGUCCCAU